GGAAUUUGUCUCAUCUUUCACAGCUAACAAGGAAUAAUCGCCCAAGAAUCAUCAUGCUAAUCCACUUCACCUCCGACCACUACGAGAAGGCACCACCCAACCCACUGCACCGCCCUCAACUCAGCAGCACAGAUGUUAUGAGAAUUCAAGAAUCCAUUUCCCAGUACUGUUCUUUGGCGCCUGCAAAUCAAAGCCUUCGAAAAGAUUAAGGAAAAAUUAUCCCUUUCCGAAUAUUUUGCAGUUCAGAAGGCGUAGCUCUCUGGGUGCCUGCAAAGCGAAAUCUUGGAAAAGAUUAAGAAAAAAGUUUAUCCCUUUGCAAUCCAAGCUCGGAAUGGGUACUUUGAGCUUUGGGUUUAGCAGUGUUCGUCUUUUUUCUGACUCCAAGGUUGCAGCUUUGGGUAGUUAUAAUUAUAAUUAUAAACCUCGAUAUCAGAAAGAUAAAAAAUUUUGCUUGGACGCAUUGAGAAUUGAGCACUGUGCAAAGCAAAGAAAAAGAGGUGUUUUUUCUGAGCUGAAAUCGGUGGCUAGUGCAGAUAGAGUAGUGGAGAGUGAUGGGGAUAUUGGUGUAGCAGUAGAAGAGGGUGAGAGCUAUGAUGCCAUUGUUAUAGGAUCAGGAAUUGGCGGUUUGGUGGCGGCGACGCAAUUGGCUGUGAAAGGAGCCAAGGUUUUGGUAUUGGAGAAGUAUGUGAUUCCAGGUGGGAGCUCUGGGUAUUACCAGAGAGAUGGUUACACAUUUGAUGUUGGAUCAUCUGUGAUGUUUGGAUUCAGUGAUAAGGGAAAUCUAAAUUUGAUUACUCAAGCAUUGGCAGCCGUAGGAUGUAAGAUAGAGGUGCUACCUGAUCCAACUACUGUUCAUUUCCACCUGCCCGAUGAUCUUUCAGUCCAAGUACACAGAGAAUAUAGUGACUUCGUUGCAGAGCUCGUGAAUAAAUUUCCACAUGAAAAGGAAGGAAUUCUCAAGUUCUAUGGUGAAUGCUGGAAGAUCUUCAAUGCCUUGAAUUCCUUGGAAUUGAAAUCGUUGGAGGAACCAAUUUACCUUUUCGGACAGUUUUUUAAAAAGCCCCUCGAGUGCUUGACUCUUGCUUAUUAUUUGCCCCAGAAUGCUGGCGACAUUGCUAGGAUGUUCAUAAAAGACGCCCAGUUGCUGUCCUUUAUAGAUGCAGAGUGCUUCAUUGUCAGCACCGUGAAUGCUUUACAAACACCAAUGAUCAAUGCAAGCAUGGUGCUAUGUGACCGACAUUUUGGUGGAAUCAACUAUCCCGUUGGUGGAGUAGGACAAAUUGCUAAGUCCUUAGCGCAGGGCUUGGUUAAUCAGGGUAGUAAAAUGCUAUACAGGGCAAAUGUAACCAAUAUUAUCAUUGACAGUGGCAAAGCUGUGGGAGUGAAGCUGUCGGAUGGGAGGAAGUUUUAUGCUAAAACCAUAAUAUCAAAUGCUACCAGAUGGGAUACUUUUGGGAAACUUUUGAAGGCUGAGAAUCUGCCAAAGGAAGAAGAAAAUUUCCAGAAGGCAUAUGUUAAAGCACCGUCUUUUCUUUCUAUUCACUUGGGGGUUAAGGCCGAGGUCCUACCACCAGACACAGAUUGCCACCAUUUUAUCCUUGAGGAUGAUUGGGCGAAUUUAGAAAAGCCUUAUGGAAGUAUAUUUUUGAGUAUUCCAACUGUUCUUGAUUCAUCGUUGGCACCAGAAGGACGUCAUAUUCUUCAUAUAUUUACAACUUCAAGCAUAGAGGACUGGGAGGGACUCUCACUAAAAGACUACAAUGCAAAGAAGGAGCUUGUGGCUGACGGAAUAAUAAGCAGACUUGAAAAGACACUAUUUCCAGGUCUCAAAUCUUCGAUUGUUUUUAAGGAGGUGGGGUCACCUAAGACACACAGACGAUACCUUGCUCGCGACAGUGGAACAUAUGGACCAAUGCCGCGCAGGACUCCAAAGGGUUUAUUGGGAAUGCCGUUUAACACAACUGCUAUAAAUGGACUGUAUUGUGUUGGGGAUAGUUGCUUUCCUGGUCAAGGUGUCAUAGCGGUGGCCUUUUCCGGAGUAAUGUGUGCUCAUCGUGUUGCUGCUGAUUUAGGAAUUGAGAGGAAAUCCCCUGUGCUGGACAGUGCUCUUCUUCGGCUACUUGGUUGGCUAAGAACAUUAGCUUGAUACAUCUGUAUGAGUAAAAGAAACAUUAAGCACGUGUAUUUAGUUUCUGCAACAAAUUUUACUACAGAAAGUUAUCAGUCCCUUUUUUCUUGAAAGUGGCAAUGAGAUCCUUGAGAUAUGGAGUUUUAGGAAAACUACUGAUGUCAUCAAUUAAACUUUUGCAAUUUUUGUCUGCAAUUAGCGGAUACUUUUAGUUU
Molecule: messenger RNA, 2343 nt
Organism: Ipomoea triloba (trilobed morning glory)
Lineage: Eukaryota; Viridiplantae; Streptophyta; Magnoliopsida; Solanales; Convolvulaceae
Product: prolycopene isomerase, chloroplastic
Exons: 13
Coding region: 332-2146 (604 amino acids)
Biological process (GO): carotenoid biosynthetic process
Molecular function (GO): oxidoreductase activity; carotenoid isomerase activity
Source: RefSeq, a predicted model, not a curated record